This is a messenger RNA of Ectocarpus siliculosus, 573 nucleotides long. Lineage: Eukaryota; Phaeophyceae; Ectocarpales; Ectocarpaceae. The record is from the annotation of a GenBank genome assembly.
AUGACCGUGAACGUUCCAUGGUCGACACUGAGGCCCAAUCCACGAGAUCAGCGCGAGAGAGCCGCAGCAGAGUUUCCAGGCGGAGGAGAGGCGCCGCCCUUGGACAAGGACGGGGAGCCUGAAAUCGCAUGGGAUGUCACGGACUUUGGCAAACGCAUGGCCUUUGGGGGCAUUGUCGGGGGCGUCACGGGGAUAACGUUCGGAGCAAGCUCUGGACAACAACAGCAUCUCGCCGAUGGGCGGGUUCGAUACUCAGCAUCAAAACCCCCAGUGGACGGCCAUAGAGCCAUCCGCGACGAUUCGAUGGGGAAAUUUCCCACCACAGCGCUCAAAACGAAGGAAUUCACGAGGCUCACGGCUCUGUCGGGCACAAUUUUCACUGGAUUCUUCUGCACCUAUCAGGGGAUGAAGUACGGGGCGAAGCUGGCGCGAAAAGAGGACGAUUUCUGGAACGUUCUAAUCGCUUCGGCGGGGUCCUUCGCCCCCAUGCUGGCGGUGCCGGCAAUGCGCUCGCGGUAUCCCUACGCCGCGAUCCUCAUCGCGAUGGACACGCUCAACAACCACAUUUUGUAA